Molecule: messenger RNA, 807 nt
Organism: Ostreobium quekettii
Lineage: Eukaryota; Viridiplantae; Chlorophyta; Ulvophyceae; Bryopsidales; Ostreobiaceae
Source: the annotation of a GenBank genome assembly
AUGACGGACCCCUAUUCGGAGGAAAUGGGCCACGCCGCGGAGGCUGGCGGCCGAUCGGAGGCCGACGGGGGCCUGGGCGGGGGCGGGGCACAGGGACUGGCAGUGCCAAUGGUAGACAUGUCCACAGAUGAGGAGGUCGCUGCAGCAGUGGUCAGGCAGGCCUGCACCACCCUUGGUUUCUUCAAAGUGGCCAACCAUGGCGUGCCGCAGGCCCUUGUGGACGCCUUCUUCGAACACUGCCACCGCCUUUUCGCCCUGCCCAUCGCCGAGAAAAUGGCCAUGCUGCAGGACGUGAACAACCGUGGCUACACACCCAUGGCAGAGGAGACCCUAGAUCCUGGUGCCCAGAGUGCGCCCGACACGAAGGAGGGGUUCUAUUUUGGGAGGGAGGUGGCCCUGGGCAGCGAGGAGGCCAGCAAGCCGCUGCACGGGCCCAACCAGUGGCCGGAUGAGGCUUCUGUACCAGGAUUCAGGGAUGGCGCCACGCAGUACUAUGAAGCCCUCAGGGGGCUUGCCAUGAGGCUGUUGCGGCUGUUCGCCCGUGCACUGAACCUGGCCCCAGAGUUCUUCGAUGACAAGUUCACGCGCCCCAUCGUGUCGCUCAGGCCGCUGCACUACUCGGCGCAGGUGUCACAGCCCGAGGCGGGGACCUUUGGGGCAGGCGCCCACACGGACUAUGGCAUGCUCACCAUUCUCGCAACGGAUGACACGCCGGGUCUCCAGAUCCACGUGGGUGGGCAGUGGAUCGACGUUCCUCCACAGCACGGCACGUUCAUCAUCAACAUUGGAGACCUGCUCGAAAGGUAA